Salarias fasciatus (jewelled blenny) is the source of this 1014-nucleotide messenger RNA. It is a transcript of the gene pigk, whose product is annotated as phosphatidylinositol glycan anchor biosynthesis, class K. Gene Ontology annotation, cellular component: GPI-anchor transamidase complex. The transcript is spliced from 9 exons. Bases 52 to 1014 code for a protein of 320 amino acids. Gene Ontology annotation, biological process: proteolysis; attachment of GPI anchor to protein. Gene Ontology annotation, molecular function: GPI-anchor transamidase activity. NCBI's taxonomy places the organism in Eukaryota, Metazoa, Chordata, Actinopteri, Blenniiformes, Blenniidae. The record is from RefSeq and is a predicted model, not a curated record.
GGAGCUACCGGCUUUCACUUCCUGGAUGUCUUCUGCUGAGAGUGCUUCACCAUGAAAAUACUCACUUUACUCUCCCUUUUUGCUACAAACGUGUUGGCAGACAGCGUUAACAUCGUGGACAGCGCCGGGCAGUUCUUUAGCAGUGGACAUACAAACAACUGGGCUGUUUUAGUGUGUACCUCCAGAUUCUGGUUCAACUAUCGACAUGUGGCAAACACUCUGUCCGUGUACAGAAGCGUCAAGAGGCUGGGGAUCCCUGACAGCCACAUAGUCCUGAUGCUGGCUGACGACAUGGCCUGUAACCACAGAAACCCCAAACCUGCCACGGUGUUCAGCCACAAGAACAUGGAGCUGAACGUGUACGGAGACGACGUGGAGGUGGACUACCGAGGAUAUGAGGUGACAGUGGAAAACUUCCUGCGAGUUUUGACUGGACGGCUGCCUCCCAGCACGCCACGCUCCAAACGCCUCCUCUCUGAUGACCGGAGCAACAUCCUCAUAUACCUGACAGGCCAUGGCGGGAACGGCUUUCUGAAGUUCCAGGACUCGGAGGAGAUUAGCAAUGUGGAGCUGGCCGAUGCUUUUGAGCAGAUGUGGCAGAAAAGAAGGUACAAUGAGCUGCUCUUCAUCAUCGACACCUGUCAGGGCGCCUCCAUGUACGAGAGGUUUUACUCCCCAAACCUCAUGGCUUUGGCCAGCAGUCAGGUGGGAGAAGACUCCCUGUCGCAUCAGCCGGAUUUGGCUAUCGGAGUCCAUCUGAUGGACCGCUACACCUUCUACCUCCUGGAGUUCCUGGAAGACAUCAACCCUUCCAGCAAGACCAACAUGAACGAUCUGUUCAAAGUGUGUCCGAAGAGUCAGUGUGUGUCCACACCGGGACACCGCACCGACCUUUUCCUGAGGGAUCCAGGAAGCGUUCUCAUCACGGACUUCUUCGGCAGCGUCCGCAAAGUGGAGAUCACCACGGAGGCCGUGAACCUGAGCGAGCCCGUCCGGCCGGCGGAGGACAGGUGA